Messenger RNA from Megachile rotundata (alfalfa leafcutting bee), 2395 nucleotides. RefSeq lists its product as uncharacterized. The record is from RefSeq and is a predicted model, not a curated record. Lineage: Eukaryota; Metazoa; Arthropoda; Insecta; Hymenoptera; Megachilidae.
UAUUUUCUUUGGCAGCUUUCGAUAGCGCGACACUUGUUUCUCCAUCGGGAAUGCUUUCGGCAUAACGUGGAAAGUAUUCUGUAUGAAUACGGAUUAAAUGUCACUCGACCCUUAAUUGCAUUUAAUAGUUUUACAGCUGGUGUUAUGGCAGAAAUAAAAGGAUAACGGAUCGAGUGAUCCGUGUAAUUUUAAUGUUGGAAAUUCAAUUUCAAUUUAGAACUAUUUUAGAUCAUUUUAUUUUAAUAUAUAACGUUCAAAUAAAAUUCAGAAAACAUAUGUAUAAAUAUAUAGUGUAGUCGAAUUGAUUGCUCAACGACCUUGACGGUCUUUCCGAACCGCGAAUCGAAUAAACACUUUUUACAUGUAACAAUAGCGAGUUACGGUCGUUUCUGAAUUUUACCAAUUAUAUAUGUAUUCGUUCGUAUAAAAGAAACGACGAACGAGAAGAGUAUGAAUAACAAAAGGCGCGAUGACCUUUGGAAAAAUGUUAAAAGAACUACAAAUAUUCUCAACUGUCGAGUCUAUCGAACAGCCUUUGGAUUGUUUCAGGAAAAGGAAUAUGAGGCUUAUCCCGUUGCGAGUGUAUCCGCUGCUAUUCUUACUAACGGAAAUCGAUGCAGCAGGGAUAGGCGAGGCAUGGCAAGUUUCUCCGCACAGCACGGAUUACCGGGAUCAGCCAUCCUGGCCCAGAUCGGAUUCUUCCGCGUUCGAGAUUCGCACCGUGAGCGGUUUCGGUCACCUGAAUCCUCUCGAAAAGGCUGAAAGAACCUCGAAGAAACGUGACAUCGAAUCGGACGUUGUCCCGAAAGAAAAUCGUCCCCGCGAAAGAAACGACGCGGAUCUCGCGAUGACCGUUCGACCGGCGGAAAGAGUAUCCAGGAGACGUCGCGACGCGGAGAACGAAACGAACCUGGAAGAGAUAUCGAAGAAAAACGUACGGGAAGCCCGUCUCGGCCUGGCGGAUUCUUGGUCCGCUCAACCGUUGUCCGUGGAGUUUCCUCGGCGAAGUCUCGAUCGGACGAUGCAGGCCAUGGACGAGGAGGAGUCGACGAACGGUAGGGGCUAUCAGGCACCGAGGGCAGACUUCGUGACCAGCCACCAUAGGAGGAGCUACGAUCAUCGCGAAUCUCGAGAUAUGCCGGUUAGCAGGGGCUACGACGACUACGAUUACUCGUGGUACCGCAACGGUAUCAGGGAACGGGAGUACGACCCGUUCGCCUAUCGUCGCGGUUUCGGUUACUACUACCCUGAUCGCUACAGAAUGGAGAGGGAUUAUUACGCGCGUCUGCCCAACGAUUACUCGUACUACUUAGACCGUUACAGGGACGAGGAGCUGGACUUGUACGGCAGAAGCAGACCGACGCCGAAGCCUAAGAGGAUCAUCUACUACGCGACGUUGCCGGAAAUCGUGAGGAAGCCCGUAGAUCUGAGGAACUAUCCGAGGCCUUACGACGCGAGCAGGACACCCGCUUCUAGGGACGGAAGUUAUAAACGUAUUCCAGGAAACGUCGAUCCAACCAGAUAUCGUUACAGACAACCGUACGAUAGUUACGAUUCUUACUCGAAGCGAGCCAGCGUUUUGGACAGACCUUAUUCUUACCCCGAAGAGGAGAGUCGUCGAAAACCGACGCUGGAGAAUUUGCGUAACGAUGAUCACCCGGAGCAGAAUAACGAGAGGAAAAUGGCUGGUCACACGAGGAACGAGGGAAAGAUGCCCUGGUCGGUGCAGAUAGGUACCGAAGUUAGCGUCAAGGACGACGAAAGGAUCUCCGGAAGGAAGAUUUUCGGAGAGAGCAACGGAUACGAUAGAUUUCAGAGCGCUCAGUUGCAGAAAGCACCCGACGCUACCGGCUCUAGCGAGUUGCACACCGAUAACUGAAGCUUCGAACACUGCUUUAGAGGCAUGCUUCGACGAUGGCUGUUUCUCGAAUUAACGCGUAUUUCGCCAGGAAUCGACACCUUGUCCGUGACAGUAACUUUGCAUACGAUAGAAAGUAGAAUUUAGAUAAGAAGUCCCUACUACUUUUCCAGAGUUACCUUAACUCUGUUACCUUAACACGUAAUUUAAGGUAUCGUGAUCGACGGAACUUCCGUUAUCUUUUCCUACGCGUUUAUCGUUAUUUAUAUGUAUACGUUAUUUAUAUGUAUUAACGUAGCGGUUCUCUUUCUUACAAUUUCGAAAGUUUACAAGAUUACUUCCAGUUUCGGAUAUAUUAUUUAGAGAAAGUUUGGAGAAUCGAAAGGGUCGGUGAAGGUUUAUCGAUGAGUUUUCUACCAUUUUCAUAUACGCGUAUCGAUAUUGUAACCAAUUCAAUACGAAUUUUAUUUAUUUUUAAACGUCGUUUCUAACGAUUUUGUAUCGUGCACUUUGUUCGUGAUUCGAUGAUUCGGAAAG